CGCAACUUUGGCGCACGCGCGCCGCCCGGAGGGGGGAAAAGAUGGCGGCGCCCAGCUUCCCAACGCCGGUGCACGGGCAUGUGGGCCGCGGCGCCUUCAGCGAUGUGUACGAGCCCGCAGAGGACACUUUUCUGCUGCUGGACGCACUCGAAGCGGCGGCGGCCGAGCUCACGGGAGUGGAAAUAUGCCUCGAGGUUGGCUCAGGGUCUGGAGUGGUAUCUGCAUUCCUAGCCUCUGUGAUUGGUCCUCAAGCUUUGUAUAUGUGCACCGAUGUCAACCCUGACGCAGCAGCAUGUACCCUGGAGACUGCACGCUGUAACAGAGUCCACAUUCAACCAAUAAUUACAGAUUUGGUCAAAGGCUUGCUACCAAGAUUGAAGGAAAGUGUUGAUCUUCUUGUGUUUAAUCCUCCUUAUGUUGUGACUCCACCUGAAGAGGUUGGGAGUCGCGGGAUACAGGCGGCUUGGGCUGGUGGCAGAAAUGGUCGUGAAGUCAUAGACAGAUUCUUACCACUGGCUCCAGAUCUCCUUUCACCAAGAGGAUUGUUCUAUUUAGUCACCAUUAAAGAAAACAAUCCAGAAGAAAUUUUGAAAAUAAUGAAGACAAAAGGUCUACAAGGGACAACUGCCCUUUCCAGGCAAGCAGGCCAAGAAAUGCUUUCAGUCCUCAAGUUCACCAAGUCCUGAUCUACAGUGUGUGCUACUUAAAGCUGAAUGCUUUUGGCAUAUUUUGAAACUGAAAGUUUUUUCUUAGUUAACAAGUAAAAUUGUCAGAAAUUUGUUAUCUAGAAAAAGGCAGGCAGGUAGGGCAUUUCCUUUUACCCAGCAGUCACCUACAGGAAUAUUUGCACAAAUGCAAGUAAAUAUAUAUAUAUUGAAUUUCACAUAUUUAUAUGUAUUAUAUGUGGAGAAUAUAUAAUGAAAAAGUUACACUUAAUUAUACAUGAAGAGGAUGCUCAUUUCAGCAUUACUUGUAACGGCAGAACAAUGAAGUUAACUGUCCAUCAGCAAAGGGAUUGGUAAAAUAAAGCACAAUAUAUUCAUGUUACUAAACAUCUCCAGCCAUUAAACAUGAGUCACGUCUGUAUAUACUGAACCAGAAGGGGUUCGUUAUGUACUACUGAUCAGUGAAAAAAAGCAAGUUGUAAAAUAAUGUUAGCCUAUAUGUAUAUUUUUUAAAAACUAACCAAGAAUGUUUGUGUGUAUGUGUAUAUAAGAAAUUCUCAAAAGGUACAUGCUGCUGCUGCUGCUAAGUUGCUUCAGUCAUGUCCGACUUUGUGCAACCCCAUAGACGGCAGCCCACCAGGCUCCCCCAUCCCUGGGAUUCUCCAGGCAAGAACACUGGAGUGGGUUGCCAUUUCCUCCUCCAAUGCAUAACAGGUGGGAAUAGAGGAACCUUCAUUCUUUUGUGUUGGCAUUUGUACAGUGAUAAUCUAUUCUAUAAUGAAGCAGUUUUUUAUAUAAAAAAUUUUCAAGUUUA
This is a messenger RNA of Bubalus bubalis (water buffalo), 1479 nucleotides long. RefSeq names its product N-6 adenine-specific DNA methyltransferase 1 (gene HEMK2). Gene Ontology annotation, cellular component: eRF1 methyltransferase complex. The record is from RefSeq and is a predicted model, not a curated record. Gene Ontology annotation, molecular function: nucleic acid binding; S-adenosylmethionine-dependent methyltransferase activity; protein methyltransferase activity. NCBI's taxonomy places the organism in Eukaryota, Metazoa, Chordata, Mammalia, Artiodactyla, Bovidae. Gene Ontology annotation, biological process: methylation. The transcript has 6 exons. Bases 42 to 686 code for a protein of 214 amino acids.